Messenger RNA from Aspergillus candidus, 3372 nucleotides. RefSeq lists its product as uncharacterized. The transcript has a single exon. The record is from RefSeq and is a predicted model, not a curated record. Bases 526 to 3297 code for a protein of 923 amino acids. Gene Ontology annotation, biological process: translational elongation. Lineage: Eukaryota; Fungi; Ascomycota; Eurotiomycetes; Eurotiales; Aspergillaceae. Gene Ontology annotation, molecular function: GTPase activity; GTP binding; translation elongation factor activity.
CGCCAAAAGAUCCAUCAAGAUCCAUGGUUCAUACACCCUCCAACCCCAGAGAGUAUGCUGCCUCAGGCACCAAGUACAGCCUCCAACGUCGUGCUUACAUCACCAUCACCUGACCUAGUCAUGUCACUCCCUGUAGCCUUGUAUGUUUCAUUUGGAUCUCAGGAAUGCAGCCAGUGACUCAUCUACGGUUCAGCCUGCGCGAUGUCGUCUGCUUCUUAAAGUGUCAAUUGCCCUUGACUGCUUGAUGAACUUGUAUCCUCAUUCUCUUUACCAGGACAUAACUCUCUGCCUAGGCUGACUCGUGCAUAUAACUUGUUCAGUCCGCAAGAUGAAUCUAUUACUGCACAUACUAUUACUAGGUUCUUUACGUGGCAGACUCCAACUCUUACAUCUUUUACGUCUCGAUAUAUUACAUCACGGGCUCGUCUCUGUUUGAAGCAUUUUUAUACUCUUGAUCAGGCCAUCAAACCUUGUUUUACCCUACGCAUAACUCAAUUGGCCGUAUAGUCCGCCGGAUUGUGAGCUAUGGCGUCCAUUUUCACUUAUGAUCCGGACCCGCCUCGGGUCUCCUCGCCAUGGUCCACGUCAGGUACAUCUACCCCCCAGGUUUGGGGGCCUAGCGGUCGUGGCAUGGCGACUAAAUCCCGGUCCAACUCGAGCCUGCGCUUGGCUCUGACCGAUCCCGAUUUUCUGUCCGACUACGGGAUCAGCAAACUGGAGCCGGAACCGCAAGAGGGUCCGAUGGAAUAUAAGCUGCAUCUUCUCCUUCGCCCGCGGCGACUCUAUAGCUCCACUUCGACUAGGCCUGCCGCCGGUAGAUCUUGCCAUUCCCAUGAGAGCGGCUCCACCUCGGGCCCGACAUCUGCCAGCUACGAAUCGGGUGCGAAACCGGCUCCGACUCCGUCGACGCAGAGUCGACAGCAGCGGUUGCAGCAGUUGACUACCCAACUUUUGUGGCGGUUGCAGCAGUCUUCGCCUUUCCAUUCGUCUACCGCGGCUAGCCUCGUGCUGCCUGUUCUGCCUGAGGCGUCACCCCAGCUGGGGGUCCCGCAAAAACCCACUCGGCUACUCCCUGGUCUUGAGGAGAGCCAAGGUGCUCUCUAUGAGAUUGGUGUUUCCGAUGAUGGGACCUUUGUUGGGCUUGUCAACGACGAAUUGGAAGAGAGCCUGCUCAACUUGCAUGUUAUGGCCACUAGCUUGGGCUGCAAGGUCGAGGUUCUUCGCAGAGUCAUCGUUGGAAAAUGCGAAUGGGUUGAGAGCUCGAGCGCGGAGGGCACCGAAACUGGAAAACAUCAGACAGGGGACCUUUGGGUUGCGGAGGCACUUGUGAGUCCGGAUUGGGACCAUUACCAUUCGAACUCAUCCACAAAUGGUUACUGUGUGACGCGGUCCAGCUUGUCUGAUAUCGGGGAGAAAGACUUGCCUGAUGCGGCGAACUCUAACACUGAGCAAAUCCGGAUCUCGAUCACAGGUCCAACAACAGCCGGAAAGUCCUCACUUCUUGGCACACUGACGUCGUCCGUGCUCGACAAUGGACGGGGGGCAAGCAGACUGGGGCUCCUCAAACACCGACACGAGAUCUCGUCCGGUAUCACCAGUUCUGUCGCACAUGAGUUGAUCGGAUAUGCGGCUAGCGAGCAGUCCCUCGACACCACGAAUGUCAUCAACUACGCCUCGGGCAAUGUCGAUGCCUGGAACGACGUACAUGCGACUGCGAAAGGCGGCCGUUUGGCCUUCGUGUCAGACCUUCCAGGAUCGGUGCGAUAUUUGAAAUCAACCCUUAGAGGACUGGUCAGCUGGGCGCCCCAUUAUAUAUUGUUGUGUAUUCCGGCCAAUUGCGACGAUGAGAGCAGUGAUUCGGCCGAGAAAACCGAUAUCAACCUCGCCCUGUCUUAUCUAGAUGUGUGCACGAAAUUGGACAUCCCUAUACUAGUGGUGAUCACCAAGAUGGAUCUUGCAUCGCGGGCUGGAUUGAGAAGCAACCUCACCAAAGUCUUGUCAGCAUUGAAGGCGUCGGGUAAAAAGCCUGCAAUGCUACCUGGCUCUUCCAAUCAAGAUAUCGACUUGCAGCACAUAGCAUCCGCAGAUAGGGACAGCGUCAGGAAGGUGAUCUCGGAAACGGACAAUUGGAUGACCACAGUCCCGAUUGUCCUCACCAGUGCUGUCGAUGGCUCGGGUAUAGGGAAAUUACAUGCUUUUAUUCGAUCUCUACCCAUUCCGCAACGGCCAUCCUUGGUCCGAACCGUCUUGCCGGAUUCGCUGGACGCCCCCGACCCGCCUUCCAACAUCUUCAACAUCGAUGAGGUGUUUGCCAUCCCUCCGUCGAAGGUGUAUUCAAUGACGGUGGACCGCGGGCAAAAGGAAAACAACGGCGUGGUUCUCUGUGGCCUCGUCCGUUACGGGUCCAUCGCGAUCGGCGACGAGCUCAUGAUCGGGCCCCUUUUGACCCAGACCCCCGAACCCGGCGAUGGUCCAGCCACUCAGCGACGCAGGAGCGAGCAGCGCUCAGACCAGGAUGAUAUCCGCGGUGUGCCUGGUUCUGGAGAAUCCCCAGCGUCUUUCGCCCACAGCCUUCUUUCGGGGCGGUCCCGGUUCUCCGCUCAAGGCCAGUGGCAGCGCGUCCGCGUCGUGAGCGCUAGAAACCUCCGACUACCCGUGCAGAGGCUAGUUCAAGACCAAGUCGGCACUAUCGGAGUCGAACCUCUCCCCUUGGACCAAGACGGCCAGCUAACACCCCGCCUUGCCAAAAUCCGAAAGGGCUCCAUCCUAGCCAGUUUGAACACCUCGCCCAUGUUGGUUCCAAGGCCGUUGGCAUCUCACAAGGGGUUCGUCGCCACUUUCAGCGCGGAUCAAUUCCUGUCGUCCCUGUCCCCGCCGCUGCUCCUAGGAGGCAAUGCAAUCGUCUACAUCUCCAACAUCCGAAGCACAGUCAAAGUGACAUGCAUGGCUCUCGCAGAAGACGAGCUGGUCUCGUCGCCGCCGUCUCCGGCGGAGCCCGAAUUCUUCAGCUUCGACGGCGACUUGCCCGGCGGUCCCGACAGGUCCGUGGUCAACCGCAUGGUCGGGGCGACUGGUGGUCCUGACGCUCCAGGGGAUGUCCGCAUUACGUUCACCUUUGUCAACUCCGUUGAGUGGAUUGAGAUUGGUGCUCGCGUGCUUCUCAUGCCGGGUGCGUCGGCGGUGCUGACUUCGUCUGCGCAGAAAUCGGGCGCGCCUACCGGCUUGGAGGGAUUUUCUGGUCGGGUGUGUGGUGUCAUCUCGGCUGGGGAUGGAAGGAGCAAUGGUGGUGUGGUAUAAAGGGUGAAUGAUUUGGGUUGUUCUUUCCUUCCUUACAACAUUUCCUCCUUCCCUCCUUCCUUCCUUCUUUCCUUC